AUGUCUGACGAGGAGCAUCACUUCGAGUCAAAGGCCGAUGCUGGAGCUUCGAAAACUUUCCCCCAACAAGCUGGUACCAUUCGCAAGAACGGUUACAUCGUCAUCAAGAAUCGUCCUUGCAAGGUUGUGGAGGUUUCAACCUCUAAAACUGGCAAGCACGGUCAUGCUAAGUGUCACUUUGUUGCAAUUGAUAUCUUUAAUGGCAAAAAGCUUGAAGAUAUUGUUCCUUCUUCCCACAAUUGUGAUGUUCCCCAUGUCACUCGUACUGACUACCAGCUGAUUGAUAUCUCUGAGGAUGGAUUUGUGAGCUUGCUGACUGAGAAUGGCAAUACUAAGGAUGACCUGAGGCUCCCAACUGAUGAUAAUCUCCUCUCUCAGAUUAAGGAUGGAUUUGGUGAGGGGAAAGAUCUUGUUGUGACUGUGAUGUCUUCCAUGGGAGAGGAGCAGAUCUGCGCCCUCAAGGACAUCGGCCCCAAGUAA
This is a messenger RNA of Dovyalis caffra, 480 nucleotides long. The record is from the annotation of a GenBank genome assembly. Lineage: Eukaryota; Viridiplantae; Streptophyta; Magnoliopsida; Malpighiales; Salicaceae.